UAAACAGACAUGGAAGCACCUGGCCAAGACCUCCACACAGGCUGAGCACUUUGCACCCGCGCUUUCCCCGACCGUCCGCCGCCCGCCCGCCUUCGCCCCCUUGCAUCCCAGCGCUUGGAGUCGGCCUGACGUGAGUGGACACGUAGCGGCAGCCAGAGGAUUGAUUUCCUGGUGUGGGUGUGUGGCCGCCAGCGAGCACCCAAUCAGAUGUGGAGUAGCUGACUGAGUUGAAAACAAGUAUCUUUUUUCCUUAUUUACUAAGCGGAAAGAAUGUCGGAAAGGGCCGAGGAUGACGUCAGGGGGGAGCAGCGCCGAGCGGCCAGGCAGCAGCUGAAGCAGCAGCAGCCGAUCCAGCGGGGAGAAAGCUCCACAGCAAUGGCGACUGUUGCGGAGCGGAGAUCCUUGCCGAGUCCAGAAAUAAUGCUGGGACAGCCUUGGAGCAGCUGGGUCGACGCCGCCAAGCUCCACGGCAACGACGGUGCUGAAUCGGAGGAAAGUUUCAAAGACUCGGGGAAAAAUCGCGAAGCCAUGCGUUUGUGCAGAGAAGAUAUGUCCAUAUUUGGCCAGUAUCCCGCUCAAGACGACUUCUACCUGGUGAUGUGCAGCCACUGUAGUCAAGUCGUCAAGCCCCAAGCCUUCCAAGCACAUUAUGAGAGGAGACAUAAUUCGCCCAUCAAGUCAGCAUCCAGCUCACCCUUCCCUUUGCCGGGGAGGAACCGGAGUAGUAACAGUGGUCUCGGGCCUGGAUUGGGCCCAGGGUCUGUUUCUGGGUUGACGAGUGGUGGGAUCCUUGGUCGAACCUCUACUGCAGCAUCUAGCAUGUAUUCCUCUUCAACAUCCUCCUCAGCCUCCUCCAAUCCCAAACUACUUAAACCAGCCAAAGACAAACUGCCCGGCAUUCAGCGCAGACCUCCCUUUCCUUCCUUCAGGACGGUCCAGCCGGACAAGAUCCUUACCCCGGCUGUCAAGGUGGAGAAGAUGCUUCUGAAUUUGGACUCGUCAGCUAAGCUGGUGCAGGCCCCCUCUGCUCCCACCACCACCACCACCACCACCACCACCUCAUCCUCCUCUACAUCUUCCUCUAGCACCACCGUGAGCUCCAACACUACCACCACCACCAUCACCACCUCCUCAUCCUCAGCCCUUAAACCAGGCCUUAACUGUCCCUCCAUACCAAAGCCUCCCUUACCGACACUGGGACAGGUCCCUAAUGGCAAAGGACACUUGUCUGUCUCGGACAAGAAGCAGGACAACAACAACAACAACAGCAGCAGUGCUGGUAGCAGACGCCACUUUAACAAGAAACUGACAGAGCGUGAGUUCAAUCCUGACAUCCACUGUGGCGUUGCGGAUGUGACAGCACGGAAACCCUGCACAAGAUCCCUAACAUGCAAGACACAUUCCUUAAACCAGCGGAGGGCAGUGCCAGGGCGGAGGAAACGCUUUGACACAUUGCUGGCCGAGCACAAGAACAGAACAAAAGAGCGGGAGAGGGAGAAGGAGAGAGAACACCACCAAACCCAUUCCCAGCCAAACCCCCCUCUCAGGGACCCACACCCCUCCCUCCAGCUCCCCGCUUCUCAUGAUGUCCACCCGGUGGCUCAUGGCAACGGACCCACCCCAGAAGCCACAAGACCAAAAUUUCACAGCCCUGGUGUUCCACGGCUAAACAACACGCAUGGGGCCGGUACCCCCGUCGACCCUGCAGCGGUCCACGAGUCACCGCACCAUCCCCAAAGUGCUCCUGACGGGUUUUCUCGAGCCUCUAGUGACGAGGGAGAGAACGAGGAGCGAGAAGAGAGCGCCGACAAACUGCACUGUCACUAUUCAGGUUAUCACCCUCGACCGGUAGCUUACUGUACGUUUGGAAGUCGACUGUUCGGGAGAGGCUGUUACUCCUUUGACAGACGAUGGGACAGAAUGCAAUGUGUCCUCUCCACCAUGGUGGACAGGCACGUCAACUCUCAGAUGUGGAAGAAAAUCCCCUUGGCCUUGGAGAACAGCUCCUCUUUUGCACCUGCCCAUAGGACAAGCACAAAUUCCCACGGUAGCGCCCCGUCGUCAGGCUUCCUGGGCCCACCUUCGACCUUGACCCAGACCCCUUACAGCCAAUCACACGAGGGCAAGCCUCUGCUCCCCUAUGGGACCACCUUAAAUGCCCGCAGCUGUCUGCAAGGAGGGUCCGAGCACCCGGCCUACGGCACCGCGCAGGCCCGACAAGUGUCUUCGUCGCCGCAGAUGCCUUCAGCUCAUUUGUCCUCCUCCACCUCCCCCUCCGCCUCUUCCCUGGCCUCGGGCCGGGCGCUUAAGUCCCGUCCUUCCAGCAGCAGCACUACAAGAUCAGUGUCCUUCAGGCCCAAAGAGAUCUCCACUGGCUCCUCCACACCGGUCACCCCCACCUCUGUGGCAGCCAACAGUCACAGUAGCAGCACCAGCUUCAGCUCGGGAAAGAGGAGGAAGAACAGCUCUGUCCUCCCAUCCUCCCACAGCUCCUCCGAACCGCCAAACGCCAACUAUUCUCCCUCGUCCUCUUUCAAAAAGAACUGUGCAAAUGUGGGCAGCUCAGGGAGCACCACCUACCACCACAGCUCACUACCUUCCGCGUCUUCAUCCUUAUCCAGCGGAGUCCACAGCGUCGGCCUCAACUGCGGCCCGAGCGUGCGCACGAACUCCCUCAGCCUCAAGGCCGAGCUUUCCGGAGGAUCGGCGGGCAGCUCCUCGGGCCCGCCGGCGCGAGGUCCUCCCUCGGGCAGUUCCGCCGAGUCCAUCAAGCGCAUGAGCGUGGUGAUGAACAGCAGCGACUCCACCCUCUCGCUGGGGCCUUUUGUGCACCACCAGUCAUCAGCCGAGCACCACACCAGCUUCAGCCACCACUCCUCAGAUGGGCGCCUGGAGAGCAAAAAACGCAAGAGCUCUCCCGCCUCCAGUGGUCUUAAUAGCGGCGGCGGAGGACUCGGGCCGGGUAGACCCAAGGUGGCCAAGUCCCCGGCCGUAAACAACAUCCACGGGAAGCACGGGCGGAGCAUUCCAGCGGCGCCGGGGCUACCAAACAACUCCCACUUACAUCAGCCGAAGGCUCGCCCCUGACGGCGGUGUGCGCCUGCGGCGCCUUCGGAGGCGGCCAGGGACGGUGGGCGGGGCAUAGCUCCGGACCGUACGAGGCCUUCUUUGACGAAAAACCCACAUUACUCUCAAGUUUUCCCACAAUCCUCAGGGUGGAGAUGAUCCGGAGCGCCAGUGACGUCCGUGCUGUCGUGUCCCAAAGCCAUGUCUCCAUGGGGGGGGUCUUGGGUCUUGUCCCAGUGUUCUGUGAGGUCUUCCAGAUGAUUGGAUGCUGGACAUGUUGGACCGCGACAAGCCCAUCUCUUCUGUGUGUGUGUGUGUGCGUGCGUGCGUGCGUGCGUGUGUGCGAGAGACCUUACGUGUGUGUGUGUGUGUGUGCGUGUGUGCGAGAGACCUUACGUGUGUGUGUGUGUGUGUGUGUGUGUGCGUGCGUGCUUGCGUGCGUGUGAGAGACCUUACGUGUGUGUGUGUGUGUGUGUGUGUGUGUGUGCGUGCGUGCGUGCGUGCGAGAGACCUUACGUGUGUGUGUGUGUGUGCGUGCGUGCCUGCGUGCGUGCGAGAGACCUUACGUGUGUGUGUGUGUGCGUGCGUGCGUGCGAGAGACCUUACGUGUGUGUGUGUGUGUGUGUGUGUGUGUGUGUGUGUGUGUGUGUGUGUGUGUGUGUGUGUGUGUGUGCGAGAGACCUUACGUGUGUGUGUGUGCGUGCGUGAGAGAGACCUUACGUGUGCGUGCGUGCGUGCGUACGUGAGAGAGACCUUACGUGUGUGUGUGUGUGUGUGUGUGUGUGUGUGUGUGUGUGUGUGUGUGUGUGUGUGUGCGUGCGUGCGUGAGUGCGUGCGUGCGAGAGACCUUACGUGUGUGUGUGUGUGCGUGUGUGUGCGAGAGACCUUACGUGUGUGCGUGCGUGAGAGACACCUUACGUGUGUGUGCGUGCGUGCGUGCGUGCGUGCGUGCGUGCGUGCGUGUGUGUGCGAGCGAGAGACCUUACGUGUGUGUGUGUGAGUGCGUGUGUGCGUGCGAGAGACCUUACGUGUGUGUGCGUGCGUGCGUGUGAGAGAGACCUUGUGAGUGUGUGUUUGCGUGCAUGCGUGAGAGAGAGAGACCUUACAAGGGUGUGUGUGUGCGUGCGUGCGUGCGUGCGUGAGAGAGAGACCUUGUGAGUGUGUGUGUGUGUUUGCGUGCGUGAGAGAGAGAGACCUUACAAGUGUGUGUGUUUGCGUGUGUGUGUGUGUGUGUGUGUCAAGUCAGAAUCUGCUGACUACUGGAAUUUCUGACUUUCACCCCCAGCCUGAUCUCAGCAGCCUUGACAGGAUGGCAGGAGGAGCAUCAAAUGUUCCACUUCACCCACAAACAAUCGCUUUGCUUCAUCCGCCCCGUUUCCUUUUUUUCUGCUUCUUUUGGCUUAACCCCCCCCCCCGUCCCCUCCCCUCAAGCAUUAUUAUGCAAGUGUUACCUUUUUACCUUUGUUUUCCCCUUAGGAGCUUUUACACUGAACUUACAAAAGAGUCUUUGUGGAACGGGGUCACCUGACCGGACCGUUUUUUUUAUACUUUUCACGGCGUGCGGACCCCCGGCCACGGUGAGACCCCCCCUACCCCCCAACUGUGAACAGCACUUAAGACCCCCCACGCCCCCAAAGCUGCUUUGCCGACUACCCAUGGUGCAUUGCCUGUGUCCACGCCGAGAAGGGAGUCCUAGGCGUUGCCGCCAUGUGACGGCGGAGAAUCGACAUGUGAAUUGUACGUCCCGGCCCCUCCCCUCCUCCUCCCCCCCAUAGGGAAUCAGCAUGUGGCCCUUGGAGCAAAGUAUGGUUAUUGUGAUCAUCAAGUUGUGGUAUCGACACAUCAUUACUGGCAGUAUGAAACAUGGCAAGGUGUGUUAAAGCCCUGUGGUCUGGUCUUCAGGAGUUGUCCAUCACAACUUUUUGUUUGCUUCACACUCCACUCACCUCAGCUGGAGUGCAAGUAAGUUUUCCUUCAUCAGAACUGUGGACUUGGAAUGUGAACAUGAAAAGUACAGCUCAUGACACACAAAAAAAAAAGCCUGUGAUGUUUUCUUUUUUUCCUGAUGAAUCAUUUUCAGCUGGACUUUUGUUGUAUUGGCUGCUACGUCACUCAUGAACAAACAUGUUAGAAAUACUAUUUAAAGAGGAAAAAAAAAAGAUUGUAUAGUAUAUUUGUUUUGUAACAAGUUUCUGUAAAUAAAAUAAUUUAUACUAUUUAUAUGAAGAAAA
Molecule: messenger RNA, 5297 nt
Organism: Nerophis ophidion (straightnose pipefish)
Lineage: Eukaryota; Metazoa; Chordata; Actinopteri; Syngnathiformes; Syngnathidae
Product: ataxin-7
Exons: 14
Coding region: 271-3087 (938 amino acids)
Source: RefSeq, a predicted model, not a curated record